AGAAUAUUACCUAGGUACAUAUACCUUAUGCAACUGGUACCACAGUCGUCGUGCUCAGGCGAUUGGUGCUACUCGAACGGACAGAGCACCACCGAGCACCACCUGUUAAGUGCCGUCAGCAGUGCAUUGGGUUCUGCCAACACUGCGCAAGGCUGUGGGCCAGCAUAGGCCCCAGUUGGAUGGCUGAGCUUCAUUUACCUCUCUCCGAGCAUGCCAUCAUGUCUCACAUUCGUGGUCCUCCAGGCUAUGUAUCUCAUGCUCACGACAUCUAUUCGUGGCUUCAAGACAUCACGAGUCCUCCUUCCACGCAUCAUCCACUUCCAACGGAAGCAUCUUCUGAUAUUACCGUAUACGAUAGCAUCUGACGUGCAGUUCUCUUUGUAACAUGCAGGUUACUGACAUGUGGAUCUAGACCUUGUGCAUCCACCUACCCGUCAUCAAUAGAAAUACACAACAGAAAAGCCACACUCGGCUUGGUUUCCAGGUGUACUUUAUAAUUCCGUCGUGGAACCGUGAUUCUGCAACAACUACAUCAUAUACCGCGUUUGACGCGCCGGUAUCCUCGAUCGGCGUUCGUCAUCGAGCCUCGCGAUCGCCCUCACUUCUGCUGGCUGAUUUAGCGGACAUCUUCCAGAAAGCUUCGAGAUGCUCCAUGCUUUUCCUUGCCAAGUCUUCUCAUUGUUUGGGUCGUAAACCAACCUUCAGGAUGAUUCAGGACACCGACGUCACCUUGGUCUCAAAGUUAGAAGAGAAAGGGAUCUCACGGAGAUACUGGCCGAGGCAACAGCCUGAGGAGCGACGUUGGUCAUGGCGAAAGGUGGCGGCAGUAUCUUCCGGUUUGAGGGGACGAAGCUGUUUCGUGACAAAUGGCGAGAGCGAGAAACCCUUGGCCAAACUACCUAGGGGAGAAGUUAUACCUUGGAAAGGUGAUUGUCAAAGAAGAGGUUUGAGAACACAUCGAUAGAGGAGCUGGAGAAGGAUAGCCGGCUAAACUUCGCCGUAUCUCGCUGUAUCUUCUCCGCACAUUGUUGCCAUUGACCUCGGCCCGUUCGGUUUGCUGCUGUCGAUUGAAUGCCGCUUGCAUCGGCGCAGCCAGCAUCUCGAGCUUCAAGCCGACUCUAUUUGGGAAGUUAUGUAGUUCACAUCUUAUUGCUGAUGCCUCUGGUGUCUAAUCCUGAAGAACCUGAAGUCUAGCCCACCUCGACAAACCAGUGCAAGCAUGGCUCCCAAACCCCCAUUGUCGGGACUCCGCGUCCUCGAACUCGGCGGUCUUGCUCCCGGCCCGUUCUGCGGCCUCCUUCUCGCCGACUGGGGUGCCUCUGUCCUCCGCAUCGACCGCCCGGGCCCUCCCAGCAGCGACCUGCUCACCUCACACAAAGCCUCCAUCGCCCUCGACCUCAAGAACCCUGCCUCGCGCGAGCUCUUCCUCUCCCUGAUCCCUACGACCGACGUGCUCAUCGACCCUUUCCGCCCAGGCGUUCUGGAGAAGCUCGGCCUCGAUCCACAGACUGUCCUGCUCAAGAAGAACCCACGCCUCAUCGUCGUCCGACUGACGGGCUUCCGCCGAGAUGGUAAAUACUCCGCCAUGGCGGGCCACGAUAUCAACUACGUUGCCGUGUCCGGGGUGCUGAGUAUGCUCGGCGCACGCAACGCUCCACCCUCCCCGCCGGGCAACAUCCUUGCGGAUUUUGCGGGCGGCGGGCACGCUGCGUUCACGGGCGUGUUGCUGGCACUGAUCCAUCGCAGUACAAGCGGCAAAGGACAAGUCGUUGAAGCCAACAUGGUUGACGGGGUGAGUUAUCUGGGCACAUUCCCGCGAUUGUUGACAAAGGAGCCCAUGUGGAAUGCGGAGCGGGGGACGAAUACACUUGAUGGCGGCGCACCAUAUUACGGAUGCUACGAGUGCAAAGAUGAUGGGAAGUACUUGUCCGUUGGGGCCCUAGAGCGACAAUUCUACGCGGAACUGCUGAAAGGGUUGGGGUUUAAAGCGCAUGAGGUGGUGCCUGGUGGGCUGGACAGGGAGGACAAGCGGUCGUGGCCGUACAUGCGAGAGGUGUUUACAAGGAGGUUCAAGGAGAAGACGAGGAAGGAGUGGGAACGUAUUUUCGACGGGACGGAUGCAUGUGUCGCACCGGUAUUGGAGCACGGCGAGAUGGAACAGGCCGGCUACGACCAUAGGCCCAUUGUUGGCUUGACCGAGAGUCCUGGAAGGCCACCCGAGUUGCGGUGGAAGGGCAAGGCUCUGAAGCCGGGAGAAGGCGCCGGGGAAGCGCUCAAGGAGUGGGUGGGCUGGAGUAUGGGUCGAGAUUACGAUGUGAGCGAUCAGGGCGUGUUUGUGAAGAAGGACAAGAGUAAGUUGUAGGCUCGUUCAUUAGACGAUAUUUAAUUCUAUUAUGUGCAACCCGUGAGGCACGGCGGGCCCCUUUAUUA
Exophiala xenobiotica is the source of this 2430-nucleotide messenger RNA. RefSeq lists its product as uncharacterized. The record is from RefSeq and is a predicted model, not a curated record. Lineage: Eukaryota; Fungi; Ascomycota; Eurotiomycetes; Chaetothyriales; Herpotrichiellaceae. The transcript has 2 exons. The coding region runs from base 1220 to 2362 and encodes 380 amino acids. Gene Ontology annotation, molecular function: catalytic activity.